Molecule: messenger RNA, 351 nt
Organism: Penicillium manginii
Lineage: Eukaryota; Fungi; Ascomycota; Eurotiomycetes; Eurotiales; Aspergillaceae
Exons: 1
Coding region: 1-351 (116 amino acids)
Source: RefSeq, a predicted model, not a curated record
AUGGCGGAAGGGGAGGACCAGGAAAAUCUCGAAGAAAAUAAGGCAAACAAGGAAACCGAAGAUGAGAAUACAGCUAUCAGUGAUAUAGACGAGAGUGAUCUAGUCGAAGAUACCGAUAUGAGCCCCACUGUUCAGAGUGUUCUGGGAUUUGAAAGCACCGCCUCACAGAAGCUUCCAUCUCACAGUCGACCGCAAGAUGUGACGAUGACGGCUAUUCGUCCAGAUCCAGAGAGCGAUGAUGAAGAUUUGUUGCCACCUCCAGUUACGCAUCUGGGAGAGAGAUAUCAAAAAAGAUCAUCAGGGAGGAUGACAGUGCCUUCAAGCCGACUUGAAGGCUAUAAGCUGUAUUAG